Pseudo-nitzschia multistriata is the source of this 2539-nucleotide messenger RNA. Lineage: Eukaryota; Bacillariophyta; Bacillariophyceae; Bacillariales; Bacillariaceae. The record is from the annotation of a GenBank genome assembly.
CCCUUCCCACCGGAACGACUGAUUUCGAUGAUUUGAGGCACGAAUUCAAAAUUUUGCGACGUCGUUCCAUUAAGAAUAGUAAAAUCUUUUGAGCACCGCUCGCACUACUACAUCGACUGUGAGACAUUUUGCAAAAGCUGARUUGUUCCGUUUGAACCGAAUAAAAUCGAAUCGUAUCCCCAGAAUCGAUAGCACAAAAUGAGAAUUCAAGCUUCCUCAAUAGCCGGCGUAUUGUUGGUGCUCACGAUCGCAACAACCAAGGCAAGAAAAACCGACACGGACAAAGAAGGGGGCAGACAAAAGAGCCCUGAUUUUGAUGAUGGGAAAAACGACAAUGAAGGAUCCUGCGGUCUGUAUAUGGCUACAUCGUCUACGUCAAUCCCGAGUGACCACAAAUGGGGGGUCUAUGCCGGAAAAGACAUUCCUGCCAACUCCCCAGUUGGAUUUGGAGAUCUAGCCAUUCACACCUUUCACCUUAUGGCCAACAACAUCUGGCUCGACGAGGAGGAGGAAAUUCAUGACGACCUCGACGAAAAUGAAUUAGCCAACGUUGUCGAUUGGUUCGAACAGUUCGUUUGGGUUCCUCAUUCGAGUGGUGGGCAGUUCGAGAUCGAAGAUACGGAGUACGGUGCCAAGGUGGUGUCUGCCGUACCAGGAAUUGGAGUCGUUGGGGGUUACAACCCGAAGCUUACGAACGCAGAUUGGAAUCAUUCCAGUGCCUAUCACCGGGAGGCCUGGAAYGAGUAUCCAGGAGAAGCACAUCCCGGCAGGGGGGCUUAUAGCAAUUAUUACAACUUGGAGGUUGCGUCGACAGAGGUUAUUCCGGCCGGAAGAGAAAUUUUCCUCCAGGUAUGUAUUUUAUCCUGGCGAAAUAUGCAGGAUAUUAGCCAAAAGCAGGUCGCCGAAUCAUAAUCAUUGAAGAUUUGCGCUGAACUCAACAUUUUUCUGAAACCAAUUUUCUUGCAUCAUUGAUUUGAAAGUUUGGAGACAACUGGGACGAAGAGAGUGGAGAAAAAGAGAAGGAAAUGUUGACGAAGAAGGAUUAUGAGAAGGUCGAUCAGACGGUCGAGAAAAUGAUCCARUUUUUCGAGAAGCACGAUAGCAAUUUGGAUGAAGAUUCUAGACAGAAAAUCUACAAUUUUUUGCGAGAGGACGUCAUGGUGGCUGCUGCAGGAGAAGACAAGGCUAGCCAGAUAAAAAAYAUGCUCCCCGAAGAUUCAAACGAACUCAAAGAACUUUUGGAAAAUGGUGGAUCAUUUGCCUUGAAGGCUCCCGGAGCAAUUCGAUCGUUGGAAUGGUUGGAAACGAACGGCCUGUGCAUGGACAUGAUCAAACCGGGUCCAUCGACGAUCCCUUAUGCGGGACGCGGAGCAUUCGCCAAUAGAGAUAUCAAGGAAGGGACAUUGGUGGCACCCGUUCCCUUGAUCCAAAUUCCUGAUGAAGCGAUUCUAGAUAUGUAUGAGGUCGAUAGUAUCCUAUACAACUCAGAGGAAGUUGAGGAGGACGAAACGGUGGAACCCGAUUAUAUUUGGCAUCGGGAUUCGGACGAAAAGACAGCGAUACAGCUGUUAAUGAACUAUAUGUAUGGCCACCCCAAAUCAAAGAUGCUCUUUUUCCCGGUAGGUGCAGUGGCGAACUACAUCAAUCAUGCUCCAUCUAAAGAAMAGAUUAAUGCAAAGAUGGUGUGGUCGGACCACCCUCAGAAUCAAAUAGAUUGGUUGGACGAGGUGCUGAACCCAUUUAAUGCGAUGGGAAGACUCAUGAUCGAAAUUGUAGCCACAAAAGACAUCAAAGAAGGCGAAGAAGGUAUGRUAGAAGGUUCAAUAUURCAGCCUUUUCAAAACGUUCUUGUUUGUUUACCUCGGAAGGCUCUAAAUUGAUGUCGUUUUUGUUUCCGUCCUUUAUCACAAUCUAGUUUUCAUCGAUUACGGCAAAGAAUGGCAAGAUGCAUGGGAUCGGCACGUCGAAGAUUGGAACCAAAAUAAAGAAGAUUCUUGGCCAACCCGUGCWCUCGAUUUAAAUCAAGAACACAAAACGAAACCAUUUCGGACAAUUGAAGAAGAGGCAUAUCCGGAGAAUGUAAUGAUUAAGUGCUUUCUCAUGGUGAAGAARGCCGACGGCGAGCAAAAGGUAGAUAGCGAAGGUCGAAAAACUCGAGAAUGGUCCGAGUCAGAAACGGGGAAAUCAAACCUCGUCAGCAACAACUUGUUCGAUUGUGAAAUUAUAGCACAUAGGGAGACGUCUACUGGCCACUCAUACGACAUUCUAUGGGACAGCGGAAAAUCAAAAACGGUAGUCACGAGCGUUCCUCACAAAGCUAUUGUAUUUUUGGAUCGACCGGGUGAAAGCGAUCAGAAUAUUUGGAACAGCUUUCGCCACUACAUUAGCAUGGGGGAUAUUUUUCCAGAUCUUUGGAUGAAUGGUUUCUAUGAGGAUGAUGAGGAAGAAAACGCACAUGACAGCAAUGAUGAGGGAGAGUUAUAGAUCACGUGCCCGGUUCCCGACGAGAGUCAAGCUGUUAGGUCAAUUUUUAUAAUAC